AUGAACAAUGAACCAAUUGAUCAUUGUCAAACAUCCAAGAUGAUCAUGUCAUCGCCUAGACAAUUUAGUACUAGACGACCCUUUAAAGAUUAUUAUAAUCUGGAUACUGAAAAGGAUAACUAUACGGAAUUAUAUUCAGCCAAUAGUAAUGAUCAAAUUCGUUCUCAUGGGGUUUCCAAUCAAGUACAACAUA
This is a messenger RNA of Funneliformis caledonium, 193 nucleotides long. Lineage: Eukaryota; Fungi; Glomeromycota; Glomeromycetes; Glomerales; Glomeraceae. The record is from the annotation of a GenBank genome assembly.